AUGAGGUCUGUGGUGUUUGCUCUGCUCCUCGGAGCUGUGUUUGCCACUGAGGAUGACAAAAUUGUUGGAGGGCGCGAGUGUACGCCUCACUCCCAGCCCCAUCAGGUGUCUCUGAACUCUGGCUACCACUUCUGCGGCGGCUCCCUGGUCAACGAGAACUGGGUGGUGUCUGCUGCUCACUGCUAUAAAUCCAACAUGGACAUCGUCCUCGGUGAUCACAACCGUUGGUUCAUGGACGGAAAUGAACAGAUCAUUUCUGCUGAACGUGUGAUCCCUCAUCCCAACUACGAGUCCUGGCUGGUUAACAAUGACAUCAUGCUGAUCAAGCUGAGCAAACCUGCCACCAUCAACCGGUACGUGCAGCCGGUGGCUCUGCCCACGAGUUGCGCCCCCGCUGGCAUCACGUGCACCGUCUCUGGAUGGGGUGUGACUAUGAGCUCAACAGCGGAUAGUAACAAGCUGCAGUGCCUGGAUGUCCCCAUCCUGUCUGAGGAGGACUGUGACAAGUCGUACCCCGGGAUGCUCACCGAGGCCAUGUUCUGUGCUGGAUACCUGGAGGGAGGCAAAGACUCCUGUCAGGGCGACUCUGGUGGUCCUGUUGUGUGUGACGGUGAGCUGCAAGGUGUUGUGUCCUGGGGCUUUGGAUGUGCAGAGAAGAACCACCCCGGUGUCUACGCCAAGACCUGCAUUUUCACAGACUGGCUGCAGAGCACCAUGGCCUCUUACUGA
Molecule: messenger RNA, 729 nt
Organism: Cottoperca gobio
Lineage: Eukaryota; Metazoa; Chordata; Actinopteri; Perciformes; Bovichtidae
Product: trypsin-1-like
Exons: 6
Coding region: 1-729 (242 amino acids)
Biological process (GO): proteolysis
Molecular function (GO): serine-type endopeptidase activity
Source: RefSeq, a predicted model, not a curated record